Messenger RNA from Elgaria multicarinata webbii, 2327 nucleotides. Its product is annotated as solute carrier organic anion transporter family member 1B3-like. Gene Ontology annotation, cellular component: plasma membrane. Lineage: Eukaryota; Metazoa; Chordata; Lepidosauria; Squamata; Anguidae. Gene Ontology annotation, molecular function: protein binding; bile acid transmembrane transporter activity. Gene Ontology annotation, biological process: bile acid and bile salt transport; sodium-independent organic anion transport; transmembrane transport. The record is from RefSeq and is a predicted model, not a curated record. The coding region runs from base 132 to 2213 and encodes 693 amino acids. The transcript is spliced from 15 exons.
UUUCCCAUGUGGACCUCAGAACCACCUUGCUUUAGGAGAAAAUGCUGCACACAUCAUCCAACAUCAAAUGAUGCCCUCACUGUUUUAGAACUGGACCUGUAACCCAGGGAGAUCAUUCAAGACAAGAAAUCAUGGAACCAGUGGACACUGACGUGGAGAAUAUGAAUGGAUUGGUCAUGGAAAUGGAACCUGAAACGCAGUCUUUGAAAGAUCAAACUGACCUGGAACUCACAACCAAGACGAAAACGAAAUGCUGCAAAGGGCUUAAGACUUUCAUUGCUGCGUUGGCAUUUACCUACUUCAGUAAAGUGUUUUCUGGGGCCAUCAUGAAAAGUUCCAUCACGCAAAUAGAAAGAAGAUUUGGCAUUUCCUCAUCUAGAGUUGGAGUCAUGGAUGGAGGCUUUGAAUUGGGGAAUUUGUUGAUGAUUGCAUUUGUGAGUUACUUUGGGGCCAAAUUCCAUCGGCCAAGAAUAAUCGCUCUUGGUUGUUUUAUCAUGUCCUUUGGGAGCUUUUUAACAGCAAUGCCUCAUUUCUUCAUGGGAUAUUAUAAAUAUGAUACAUUAUCACGUUCACCAGACAACUCAACAUCCAGUAUCUCUCCCUGCUCAUUGAAUCAAACAGUUCCAGGGGUAGAAGAGUUGCCAGGGUCAGGCUGUGAAAAGGAAAGUAUAUCUUACACAUGGAUUUUUGUCUUGAUGGGGAAUCUACUACGUGGAAUAGGCGAAACACCAAUAACUCCACUGGGCAUAUCUUACAUCGAUGAUUUCUCUAGAGAAGAAGAUGCUCCUUUAUAUAUUGGCUGCUUGCACACAAUAGCAAUGAUUGGUCCGAUGGCUGGUUACCUCCUGGGAGCUCUGUUAGCCAGGCUGUAUGUCGACAUUGGCUUUGUGGAUCUCAGUACAGUAACUAUAACCCCAUCUGAUGCCCGUUGGGUUGGUGCAUGGUGGCUGGGCUUUUUGGUAGCCGGUGUCACCAAUCUGAUUUCUGGCAUCCCUUUCUUGUUCCUGCCUAAAAGUCUGGACACAAACAAAGAGAAUGACCACAUCAAGCCAAAAAUGGAUGUGGUGAAAAUUAAUGGUGAUGAAAGCCAUAUGGAGAACUCUGAAACUGAGCAAGGAGUGGGGUGCACGGGAAAGCUGAAAGGGUUCUUUAAGUCCAUGAAGACUUUAUUGGUUAACCGAAUGUAUUUUGUACUAUUGUGUGUGACGUUGCUGCAAGCUAACAGCUUUAUCGGUUACAUGACAUAUAACCCAAAAUACAUGGAACAGCAGUAUAGCCAGCCUGCAUCAAAGUCUAAUUUUGUAAUAGGUGUAGCAGUUUUGCCAGCUGUUGGCAUUAGCAUGUUUUUAGGAGGGUUCAUCAUGAAAAAGUACAAGCUAGGCAUCGUCCGUGCUACGAAGAUGGCAAUUACAGUGUCACUGGUGGGAUUCUUAAUUUCAUUGCUCUACGUGGCAGUGGGUUGUGACAACCGCACAGUGGCUGGAUUAACGGUGUUCUAUGAUGGGCAACCUGCUACGUUGGACACCAUUCCUUUGUCUUCAGUCUGCAACUCAAACUGCAGCUGCGCUCCGAACCAGUGGGAUCCCGUCUGUGGAGAAAAUGGGAUCACAUAUGUGUCGGCAUGUUUUGCUGGGUGCAAAGACAUAACGGGAUUCAGGAAAGAAACAGUGUUUCACAAUUGUAGCUGCAUUGAACAGGCGGGUUCUGUGAUGAGAAAUUCCUCGGCAGUGUUGGGAGAAUGUCAAAGGAGAGACGACUGUUCAAAAAAGUUUAUUUAUUUCAUAGCAAUAAAAGUAGCAAGUUCCAUUUGCUAUGCAAUAGGAACGACUCCUUCUUUCAUGGUCAUGAUUAGAUGUGUACAUCCAAAACUGAAGUCACUUGCAGUGGGUGUCUACAUGCUUGUGAUAAGAGCUUUGGCUGGAAUUCCAGCCCCUGCAUAUUUUGGUGCAGUCAUAGACAAGUCUUGCUUGAUGUGGUCAAAGACCAGCUGUGGCCAGCGUGGAGCUUGUAGGAUAUAUGAUUCUAAUGUGUACAGAAAAUCUUUCUUUGGUUUGGUAUAUGCCUUAAGAACUCCAGCCUUUCUGCUCAGUGCAGUGUUUUUCUACCUCGUCAAGAAACAUUUUGGAAAACGAGAAGCUGACGCCAAUGAAAACGGGACAAAAGAAGGCAUUCCUUUGAAUGGAGAAGUAAAGAAAAAUGGCACCGCACACUAAGCCAGCAUUUCAGAUGGACACCAGCAUCUAGAGGAACAUUGUAUUUACAAAAUCAUGCACUGAUUAUGGGAGCAUCUUGGCUAGAUAAAAGAUUAAAUUGACAAUGAAGCAGUA